AUGGCCGCUGGUCUCUCGGGCUCCACCAUGGCCAGCUUCGCCGUCAAGAACCCUCUGCUCGCCGCGGCCGCGCGCUUCCGGACGCUGCCUUCCCGCGCCGGCCGGCCUCUGCCGUUCUCCCCGUUCACGCGGACGGCGCGCAGGCGCGGGCAAGAGACCGUCACGUGCUUCGUCCCGCAGGAGGGCCAGGCGCCCGGCCCGGCUCCCGAGCCCGUGCCUUCGCUGGAGGAAGAGGCGGCGUCCGCGGCGGCGCGCCGCGUGGCGGAGAGGAAGGCGCGGAAGCAGUCCGAGAGGCGCACGUACCUGGUGGCCGCCGUCAUGUCCAGCCUCGGCGUCACCUCCAUGGCCAUCGCCUCCGUGUACUACCGCUUCGCCUGGCAAAUGGAGGGCGGCGAGGUGCCGAUGACCGAGAUGCUGGGCACGUUCGCGCUCUCCGUCGGCGCAGCGGUCGGGAUGGAGUUCUGGGCGCAGUGGGCGCACAAGGCGCUGUGGCACGCCUCCCUGUGGCACAUGCACGAGUCGCACCACCGGCCGCGCGACGGGCCCUUCGAGCUCAACGACGUCUUCGCCAUCAUCAACGCCGGGCCGGCCAUCGCCCUCCUCGCCUACGGCUUCUUCCACCGCGGCCUCAUCCCCGGCCUCUGCUUUGGCGCGGGCCUUGGGAUUACGCUUUUCGGCAUGGCAUACAUGUUCGUGCACGACGGCCUGGUCCACCGCCGGUUCCCCGUCGGCCCCAUCGCGGACGUGCCCUACUUCCGGCGAGUGGCUGCCGCUCACAAGAUACACCACAUGGACAAGUUCGAGGGGGUACCGUAUGGGCUUUUCCUGGGACCCAAGGAGCUGGAGGACGUUGGUGGCCUCGACGAGCUGGAGCAGGAGCUCGCCAGGAUCAACCGGACUCGGAGCAUCUGA
Messenger RNA from Triticum turgidum subsp. durum (durum wheat), 912 nucleotides. NCBI's taxonomy places the organism in Eukaryota, Viridiplantae, Streptophyta, Magnoliopsida, Poales, Poaceae. The record is from the annotation of a GenBank genome assembly.